Guillardia theta CCMP2712 is the source of this 1128-nucleotide messenger RNA. RefSeq lists its product as hypothetical. NCBI's taxonomy places the organism in Eukaryota, Cryptophyceae, Pyrenomonadales, Geminigeraceae. The record is from RefSeq and is a predicted model, not a curated record. The transcript has a single exon. Bases 1 to 1128 code for a protein of 375 amino acids.
AUGAUGAACCUGCAACUGUCAACUGCGUUUCAAUCGUUCGUAGAGCGGGUCAGGCAGUGCAAGGACCGGAGGGAUCUAUGCAGGCGGGUGAUCGACCGCAUGCUACACACCAAGCUGGCGGCGGCCUUCGACCGCUUCAGGGAGAUGAUUGACAAGUCUCAAGCUCAAAAGAAGGUGAUUGCGAACGUGAUCGGGCGGUGGGUGUCUCCGCUGGAGCGGCAGUGCUUCGACCGCUGGCUGGACUACGUAGAGUAUAUGCGAGCUUGCGAGAAGGAAGAGGCGCAGGAAAGGCUUCACGAGCAGUUACUUUCACUACGCAACGAGGUCAGCCUGAACCAAGACUACGUCAGGAGAGAGCAGGACCGCCGUACCGAGAUCAGCCGGCGGGUGGUGCUACGGAUGUUCCACAUCCAGCUGGCGACGGCGUUCGACUCCUUCGUAGAGCGGGUCAGGCAGUGCAAGGACCGGAGGGAUCUAUGCAGGCGGGUGAUCGACCGCAUGCUACACACAAAGCUGGCGGCGGCCUUCGACCGCUUCAGGGAGAUGAUUGACAAGUCUCAAGCUCAAAAGAAGGUGAUUGCGAACGUGAUCGGGCGGUGGGUGUCUCCGCUGGAGCGGCAGUGCUUCGACCGCUGGCUGGACUACGUAGAGUAUAUGCAAGCUUGCGAGAAGGAAGAGGCGCAGGAAAGGCUGAAAAAAGAGCUCGAGCUCGAGGUCAGCCUGAACCAAGACUACGUCAGGAGAGAGCAGGACCGCCGUACCGAGAUCAGCCGGCGGGUGGUGCUACGGAUGUUCCACAUCCAGCUGGCGACGGCGUUCGACUCCUUCGUAGAGCGGGUCAGGCAGUGCAAGGACCGGAGGGAUCUAUGCAGGCGGGUGAUCGACCGCAUGCUACACACGAAGCUGGCGGCGGCCUUCGACCGCUUCAGGGAGAUGAUUGACAAGUCUCAAGCUCAAAAGAAGGUGAUUGCGAACGUGAUCGGGCGGUGGGUGUCUCCGCUGGAGCGGCAGUGCUUCGACCGCUGGCUGGACUACGUAGAGUAUAUGCGAGCUUGCGAGAAGGAAGAGGCGCAAAGCAAAAUUCAAAAUGAUUUCGCUUUGGAAGUAUCCACACGUAAAGAUAUGUGA